GGCCUUGGAGUAGCUAUAACUCCUAAGCCCUACGACGAUUUCGAGCAGUCACCUUACGCUGGACUUCCAUCAUCAUCAAUCGAUGCAGCAUGGCACUAUCUACUCGAGCCAACAACCAUACGAGUAACUCCUGGAGAGCUGAAUCGGAGCAAUCAGACCUCGGUCCCACUCCCAGGAGGAGGCAAUUUAGACCAUUGUCUGGAUAUUUUGAGGAGUGCCGCCUUGUGCCAUGGCGACACUACUCUCACUACAUUUGGUUGGACAAACAAGUCAAAGCCUCAACUGAAUACACGUCCCAUAAAUCAUAAGUGCGUGGACUGGAAGCAACUUGUUGUGUCCGUGGAGGAUCGGGUGGUUCAACGGGAAGAAAUGGAAGCGAUGGUCAAUCCAAACUUGCAGUAA
Messenger RNA from Paraphaeosphaeria sporulosa, 402 nucleotides. RefSeq lists its product as uncharacterized. The annotation marks the transcript as partial. Lineage: Eukaryota; Fungi; Ascomycota; Dothideomycetes; Pleosporales; Didymosphaeriaceae. The record is from RefSeq and is a predicted model, not a curated record. Gene Ontology annotation, biological process: mycotoxin biosynthetic process. The transcript has 2 exons.